Puntigrus tetrazona (Sumatra barb) is the source of this 1524-nucleotide messenger RNA. It is a transcript of the gene gtf2f2b, whose product is annotated as general transcription factor IIF, polypeptide 2b. Lineage: Eukaryota; Metazoa; Chordata; Actinopteri; Cypriniformes; Cyprinidae. The coding region runs from base 106 to 870 and encodes 254 amino acids. Gene Ontology annotation, biological process: transcription by RNA polymerase II; transcription initiation at RNA polymerase II promoter. The transcript is spliced from 8 exons. Gene Ontology annotation, cellular component: transcription factor TFIIF complex. The record is from RefSeq and is a predicted model, not a curated record.
UUCAUGUUGACUACAUACAGUGCUAUUUGCUUUUCAAUAACCAAGCGUGUAUUCGCUGUCUUUCAGUAAAAGUUUUUUUUGUUCUUAACACAAAGCCCUCCAGUCAUGUCAGACAAAGGCCAAGACGUCGAUUUAACUAGAGCCAAACAAAACACGGGAGUGUGGCUGGUGAAGGUCCCCAAAUAUCUUUCUCAGCAGUGGGCAAAAGCAUCAGGGCGAGGAGAAGUAGGCAAGCUUAAAAUUGGGAAAGCUCAGGGGAAGACGGCGGUGUCUUUCAGUCUGAACGAGGAGCUGACCGUGGUGCAGUGCUCCGGGGAGACGCCUUCGUCGGUGCGCUCGCCGAGGGAGCAUCCCUUCACCGUGCAGACGGUGGGCGGCCAGACCCUCGCUGUCUUCACAGAGACCUCAGACAAGGUGGCUCUUGAAGGCAUGGUUGUGCAGCGAGCCGAGUGUAGACCUGCAGUCAGUGAGAGCUACAUGAAGCUAAAGAAGAUCCAGAUUGAAGAAUCCAUCAAACCUCUUCGUUUUUCCCAGAAGCUUGAGAAAGCUGUCACAACAAAUUACAAACCUGUGUCCAACCAUAGCCAUAAUGUGGAAUAUGAGAAGAGAAAGAAAGAGGAAGGCAAGCGUGCAAGAGCUGACAAGCAGAAGGUUCUGGAAAUGCUCUUCUCUGCCUUUGAGAAGCACCAGUACUACAACAUCAGAGACCUGGUGGACAUCACGAAGCAGCCGGUGAUUUACCUGAAGGAGAUUCUUCGGGAGAUCGGGGUGUAUAAUUCCCGAGGGCCUCAUAAGAGCACCUGGGAGCUGAAACCAGAGUAUCGCCACUACGAGGAAGGACAGGAGGAAGAGGAGGAGAAGAUGGAGUAAUCCGCUUUACAUAAGCCUGGGUUGGUUUUGCUUUCAUGUAGCGGUUGUUUGUUUCUGUGCCAGAUUUGUUUCGGUCUCGUUCACUCCCAGGUGGAACGAAUGUCAGUAUAAAAGAAAUCAAGAUAAAACUUUUUUUUUUUCUUGGGUUACAUAACGAAGCGUUUCUCUAAGAGCAUUAUGAAAUGAAUACUGUAAUUUGCAUGACUCUCGACAGUCUUCUGAGUUAAGAGCACUUGUGUUUAUGGUUACAGAAGCGCAUUAAUAACAUUAAUGAAAACGCAGUCACCCUUUGGACUUUCCAUUAGUUUAAUAGUUUCAUAACUCAGUAACAGUUCUGUCCUGCUGGGCCUGAAUAAUCACAUGCGAGACUAAAUUGCUCGAGAUCACUGGCAGGUCAUACUUCACCACGAAACUAAAUUAAAACUAAAUUUGCAUUGCAAUAUCAAGCAUAUUUGUAGGACCGACAAGAAUUUUUGGGGAGCAUUAUGUAAUCGGUUUCUCCCAGAAUUCACUACUGUAACGGAUUUUAGUGCGUCCGUGUUUAACAUUGUGCUCUGGGGUUUACAAGUCAACACUAACAUUCAUAAUUUAUACUUUUGUUUUGGAAGUUGAGAAUUUCUACAGAACAAAAAAUAAAAAUGGAUAUCUACCCCA